Musca domestica (house fly) is the source of this 1591-nucleotide messenger RNA. Its product is annotated as cytochrome P450 6a8. The transcript is spliced from 2 exons. The record is from RefSeq and is a predicted model, not a curated record. NCBI's taxonomy places the organism in Eukaryota, Metazoa, Arthropoda, Insecta, Diptera, Muscidae. Bases 49 to 1548 code for a protein of 499 amino acids. Gene Ontology annotation, molecular function: heme binding; iron ion binding; oxidoreductase activity, acting on paired donors, with incorporation or reduction of molecular oxygen.
AGUCCAAAUGCAUUUAGUUUCAUUCGAAGCUUUGUUUCGGCCACAACUAUGAUCGGUGUUUCGCUUUUGUUUGUUGUUUCUCUCGUUGUUGUUGUUGCUGCCGGCUGGUUAUGGCUGCGUAAAAAACAAAACUACUGGAACAGGUUCAACAUACUCACCGUGGAUGCCAGUGCCUUGCAUCAGAUCAGGGAACGGGAACAUGUGGCCUUUGUUUACGAGAGGAUCUAUAAACAGUUGAGAGAGGAGCAACGACCCUAUGCCGGGUUCUUGACAAUGUUGACACCCACCCUAUUGGUGGCGGAUCUUGAUCUGCUGAAGCUGGUGUAUAUCAGUGAAUUUGAUUCCUUUCCCGACAGGGGGUUCUAUGCAAAUUUCAAAGAUGACCCUCUGUCCAAGAACUUGGUGAGACUGCAUGGCGAUCUGUGGCGUAAGGUGAGAACCAAGUUAACACCCACCUUUACCUCGGGACGCAUGCGUCAAAUGUUUGGCACUGUGCAGGCCAUUGGUGAGAAUUUCAUCCAGGUUAUGGCUGGCCAGGUGGAGGAGCUCAACAAUGAGCUGGAGGUUCGAGAUUUAUGUGCCCGUUUCACCACCGAUGUCAUUGGAAAUGUAGCCUUUGGCCUGGAGUGUAAUAGUCUGCAAGAACCCCAGGCGGAAUUUCGGGUCAAGGGUGACAAGGCAUUCUACACCAUACAUCCGUUUAUGGAAAUGAUUGCCUCCACCUAUCCCAAACUGUUUCAUCGCUUCGGCUACAAGGUCUUUACCCAGGAGCUGAUAACAUUUUAUUCGAGGAUUGUAAGGGAGACUGUGGAAUAUCGCGAGAAAAAUGGGGUAAAGCGUAAUGACUUUUUGGAUCUACUGAUUGAGCUGAAGAAUAGCCCCCUGGAGGGGGAGGCAGAAUAUCAACUGGAUAUGGAGGACAUAAUUGCCCAGGCCUUCGUUUUCUUUAUUGGUGGGUUUGAGACCUCUUCGAGUACCAUGACAUUUGCCCUCUACGAAAUGGCCAAGAAUCCGCAGGUGCAGGAGAGAGCCCGCAAGGAUGUGCAGGACACUUUGGAGAAACACAAGGGGGCCUUUGGCUAUGACAGUCUGAAUGAUAUGGGCUAUGUAAGGCAGGUGGUGCAGGAAACCCUUCGCAAACACCCUGUUGCACCCACAGGCAGGCGUGUCUGUCGUCGUCCCUUCACCCUGCCAGGCAAGCCAGGUCUCACCGUCGAACCCAGUGUUCACAUCAUCAUACCGGUCUAUGCCAUUCAUCACGAUCCGGAAUAUUAUCCCCAGCCGGAAGUGUUUCGUCCCGAACGUUUUGCCCCCAACGAAAAGGGUCAACGUCAUCCCAUGACAUAUCUGCCAUUUGGCGCAGGACCUAGGACAUGUAUUGCCGAACGCUUUGGUAUGAUGCAAACCAUGAUGGGUCUGGCGUUGCUGCUGAAGAAUUUCAAAUUUUCGCUGUGCGAUCGAACGGUGAAGCAAUUGACCUUUGACCCUUUUAAUGUGCGAGUCUUCAACACCAAGGAGGGGAUUUAUUUGCGGGUGGAGAAAAUUUAAAUAAAGUGUAAAGUUCUGCAUUUUUGUUAAAUGUAUUUAUUUU